Molecule: messenger RNA, 1312 nt
Organism: Danio rerio (zebrafish)
Lineage: Eukaryota; Metazoa; Chordata; Actinopteri; Cypriniformes; Danionidae
Gene: spats2
Product: spermatogenesis associated serine rich 2
Source: RefSeq, marked validated
GUGACGUAUGAGCCGGCUGGAAGAAAAGAGAGACGUGCGCGUAUAAGCGACCGCAAAAAGGCAAAUAAAGAGCGUCUCUGCGCGCGUGCGUGUGUGUCGGAGACCCGCAGACCGACAGGUGAGAGCUCCGCACCGAGCACGGGAUCUGACGCUUUCCGUGUCCAAGAGAAAAAACUGCAGCUUCCGUUCGCGCGUCUCAGCAGAAUCCGCGGGAGAACGGCGGCGUUCCGCGUCCAGCGCGCGUUCAUCUGCGCGUUCCUCCGCUAACGAACAUUAGCUCGGAGGCGUUGUUAGCUCGGCGGCUAACGGAGGCGUUGCUAAGAGACUGCCACAUCGCCAGCGCGCGCCCGCUGCUGUGAACGCGCUUGAGAGUCCUGCGCCGUCUCGAGAACCAGAACGCGGGAACGAAGGCUGAGGAGAGUGACCGGAAGUAGAACACCGUUUCUGGAGCAAUACAGGUCUGCUCUGAAUAUCCAGUGUUUCAGGAGUGCUUUAAAGAUCUUCAUCCAGGAGGAUGGCGAGGAGAAGCGGAUAUAAGAAGCCCAAGAAGAAGAAGAAGCCAAAAGCGCAGAGCGAGGGCCCCGUUGACUCCUCCCCCUUGGCGGAAGUGGCCCCGGGCCCCGAGUGUGAGGACCCGGUCAACGGUUUCCAUGCCAACGGUUCUGCAGUCGCGGACGGAGACUCGGUGGACUCCCUGAGUGAACGACUGGACUCUGCCUCGCUGGAUGCAGAGCCGGAACCUAUUGCACACACUCCCGAUAUCGCCCCCUCUUCUCCCCCAGCGCUUGGUGUCCAUCAGCCCCGCCGGCCGCAGCACAAGCUGAUCUCCCAGAAUGCACCUGCUGCCGCUGACGCUCCCGCCGGCAGAAAGAUCGGGCCGACUGUGGAGCGCUCAGUGAAGGAUCUGCAGCGCUGCGCCGCGUCUCUGUCCCGCUACCGGGUGCUGGUGCGAGACGAGAUGGACUCCUCCAUCAAGAAGAUCAAGCAGACGUUUGCAGAGCUACAGAGCUGGUACACGCACACACACACACACACACACACACACACACGGAUGCAGCAACACAGAUUCAGCACACAUGAGGAGUAAGCGUGGUCGUCUCUCCUGCAGCACUUCGUCAGCGAGCGCAAGUAUGAUGAGGAUCUGGGGAAGGCGGUGAAGUUCAGCCACGAGCUGGAGCCGCUGAAGAGCAGCAUACUGACCUACGGCUCGUGAGACCCGCACCUGUGUAUGUAUGUAUGUGUGUGUGUGUGUGUGUGUGUGUGUGUGUGUGCGCGUGCGUGCGUGUGUGUGUGUGUGUGUGUGUGUGUGGGU